Messenger RNA from Tigriopus californicus, 2160 nucleotides. RefSeq lists its product as uncharacterized. Lineage: Eukaryota; Metazoa; Arthropoda; Copepoda; Harpacticoida; Harpacticidae. Bases 330 to 2105 code for a protein of 591 amino acids. The transcript has 4 exons. The record is from RefSeq and is a predicted model, not a curated record.
AUUAAUCAGACAUUCAAUCUACAACUCAGUGACUUACAUAUAAUACCCUAGACGCCGACAGCUACGUUCUCUCCGGGAAACCAAGUAAGAAUGGUUCUUUCGGACCUGGACAAGAUAAAUCAAACACAAAAGAGCACAAAUCACCUCAACUAAAUGAAAAGGCACCAAAUUACACACCUUUACAUAUACACUUACAAAGCGUCUCAAAUUGCAAGUCGUGUGCAUGAAUGCAAAAACGGAACCUCUACCACCUCACUGACGAAACCACAAUCCCAGCAGAACUACACGAGCUUGGGGACCACGUGGGUGCGUGCUUUUGACCAUGCCUGAUGUUCCAGGAUAUUAUCACACAGGACGAGCUUUUGCUUGUACUCGAGGACCUCGCCACGGCUUUGCUCCUUAUCAUCUGGGACGGUGUUUCCAUUGCUGGGCAAAUCGUGGCCCAAGCUGUCAACCAAGUCCUUUUUUUUCAGGCGCUGGUCUCACCAGCCACGUUCUUUUCCAUCAUGUUCUUGGUUUUGGCGCAAAUUGCUACUUCUCGACCAGAUUACGGCCACGGAGGCCAUGGAGGCCACGGAGGCCAUGGAGGCCACGGAGGCCACGGGGGCCAUGGUGGCUACGGCAAGAAGUGUAAGACAAUCUAUGUGACAGUGUACGAUACGAUAUACGACACGUUCUAUGUGGAGAAGUGCAGCACGAGCUACAAGAAAAAGUGCAAAACUGUCUACGAGACCAAGUACUUGACCAAGUACAAAAAAAAGUGCGACGUGACUUACGUGCCCAAAUGCCAUACCAGCUACAAAACUGUCUACGAGAAGAAAUGUGAUAUUUCAUAUUCAACCAAGGUAAUGGCGAAAAGACGUUUGCCCCUCUCGUUACAGUGUAGCACAUUCUACGACACUGUUUAUGGAACGACGUACGAAAAGAAAUGCUCGAUUUCGUACGAGGAGAAGUGCCAUUAUUCUGGAUAUGGUUAUCACAAGAAGCAACAUUGUGAUCAUUAUCCUAAGAAACAUUGCAGUAGUUAUCCCAAGAAGUAUGCGAAAAAGGUGCCGAAAAAGAGUUGCCAUUCCGUGCCAAAACAUCAUUGUAAAAGUUUCCCCAAAACCAUCCCCAAAAAGCAUUGUUCCAAGGUGCCCAAAAAGAAGUGCAAUGACUUCCCGUUCCACGUUCCCAAGAAGACGCCCAAGAAGUUAUGCAAAAGCUUCCCCAAGAAAAAAUGCCACUCAGUGCCCAAGGUCAAAGCCAGACAGGUUGCCAAGAAAGUGCCUAAGAAAAUAUGCAAAGGAGGAUAUGGAGGCCAUGGAGGUCAUGGAGGCCAUGGUGGUCACGGAGGUCAUGGUGGAGGCUAUGGCCAUGCUGAUCCUCACGGGCAUAGUGGAAGUGGUUAUGAUCAUGCUGAUCCGCAUGCUCAUUCUGACCCUCAUGGUCAAUCUGACCUGCAUGCGCAUGCUGACCCACACCCUCCAGCCGAACAUGCCCAUAGCCCUGGUCACGGUGGUAUAGGUGGGAUUGGUUCAACCGGAGGAACUAGCACCGGAGUUAGUGCGGUUGGGAUUGGAGCUGGAGGUGGGAAAUAUCUUCAUGGCGACCCUCAAUCCCUCAGACUCACUGAUUCGAGUAACAAUCCUCAUACGCAUGCCUCGUAUUCACCGUACACAGAUUCCAAGGGUGCUUCACUCAAGGGAUCUCCUAUCCCACAUCUAAGUUCGGAUUAUCAUCCACAAGUUUCAGGUACUCCUCAUCAUAACAUCUACGAUGAUCAUGGUCAAGACGAACAUGGAGUAGACGACCAUAGCAGUCACUAUGAAGGCGAAGAUAUAGACGAUGAUCAUCAUCACCAUAGUCACCAUCCGAUUAUCCAUGAUGGCGAAUCUGAUGACGAACAUGAAUAUGCCGAGUUGUAUGAUCCAGGUGAUCACGACCUCAGUCAUUUAGAUAACCAUGAUGAAUACCACGAGGGAGAUGAAAUUGGAGAAGGGGAAGUGUAUACCGGUUACCUGAAACGCAUGGGCGUUCAAGCUCGGUCAGGGAAAGGGCCCAAGCUCAAAGGCCACAAGACAAAUACUCUGCCACUAUCGAUGGUUCAUAAGAAGGUGUAUUGACAAUAUCUACAUUAGAUAUUUAUAGAGGAAUAAAUCGAUCAAUAACAAAUGCUUA